Molecule: messenger RNA, 1848 nt
Organism: Capsella rubella
Lineage: Eukaryota; Viridiplantae; Streptophyta; Magnoliopsida; Brassicales; Brassicaceae
Product: probable galacturonosyltransferase-like 5
Exons: 2
Coding region: 309-1397 (362 amino acids)
Cellular component (GO): Golgi apparatus
Molecular function (GO): glycosyltransferase activity
Source: RefSeq, a predicted model, not a curated record
AAAAAAAACAAAAAUAAAAUAGUAAUCUCUUCUUCUUCUGCUUCUUCUUCCUUAGAAAAAAAAAACUUAAAAUAGCGUAAUCGUGCAAACGAGUAGAAAGCAGAGGAGAAGGGAAGAGAAGAGAGGGCGCAGAGUAGCAUUGACAUGCGAAAUGUGCCUCUCUGUGUUCUUCUUAUCCUACGCCUCUUUCGAUUUCUUCACCAUGAACAUGAAGGUGAAGAAGGUUCCUCUCUGAUUUGUUGCUCUUUCCUUCUUCCUUUAACAAAACUUAUAAAAGCCUUCUUCUUCGUAUCUUCUGCAUUCUCGCCAUGCAUUGGAUUACGAGAUUCUCCGCCGUCUUUACCGCCGCAUUAGCCAUGAUUCUCCUCUCCCCUUCACUCCGAUCCUUUUCCCCCGCCGCAGCUAUCCGAUCGUCUUCGCAUCCCGAACCCUCUGGCGCUUUCAAAACACGACACUCCUCCUCCUCCUUCAGAGAAUCUCCGAUUUUUCGUAACGCCGAACAAUGCAGAUCUUCCGGCGACGAUUCCGGCGUCUGUAACCCUAAUCUCGUCCACGUUGCCAUCACUCUCGACAUCGAUUACCUCCGCGGAUCAAUCGCAGCCGUCAAUUCGAUCCUCCAACACUCGAUGUGUCCUCAAAGCGUCUUCUUCCACUUCCUCGUCUCCUCCUCCGACAUUCAAACCCUAGAAUCUCUUAUCCGUUCUACUUUCCCCAAAUUGAACAAUCUCAAGAUUUACUAUUUUGCCCCUGAGACCGUUCAGUCGUUGAUCUCAUCUUCCGUGAGGCAGGCCCUGGAGCAACCGCUCAAUUACGCCAGAAACUACUUGGCGGAUCUGCUCGAGCCUUGCGUUAAGCGGGUCAUCUACUUGGAUUCGGACCUCAUCGUCGUCGAUGACAUUGUGAAGCUCUGGAAAACGGGUCUAGGCCCGAGAACAAUCGGAGCUCCCGAGUAUUGUCACGCCAAUUUCACUAAAUACUUCACCGGAGGUUUCUGGUCUGAUAAGAGGUUUCACGGAACGUUCAAAGGGAGGAACCCUUGUUACUUCAAUACUGGUGUCAUGGUGAUUGAUCUGAAGAAAUGGAGACGAUUUAAGUUCACCAAACGGAUUGAGAAGUGGAUGGAGAUUCAGAAGAUGGAGAGGAUCUAUGAGCUUGGUUCUCUUCCACCGUUUCUUCUCGUAUUUGCUGGUCACGUUGCUCCGAUUUCACAUCGGUGGAAUCAGCAUGGCCUUGGUGGUGAUAAUGUUAGAGGUAGCUGCCGUGAUUUGCAUUCUGGUCCUGUGAGUUUGCUUCAUUGGUCAGGUAGUGGCAAGCCAUGGCUAAGGCUUGAUUCCAAGCUUCCAUGUCCUUUAGACACUUUGUGGGCACCUUAUGAUUUGUAUAAACACUCCCAUUGAUGCCGAUGUCGGGUUAGCCGAGUUUUCACGUUCACAGCCAAAAAUGAGGAGUAAGCCGAAGAUUAGCGGAGUUUCAUUGGUCCAGACCGAUUGGUUUAUAACUGGGGACAACUACGUAUGUUGAAAAUCUUGCCGGAACAGUACUAUAUAGUAGUGUUGCUUCAGACAGUUCAACCAGGCUGGAGAUACGAUUUAGAAGAGAGAACUUCUUUUUAAGUGUUGUACCGGCGGGUGAAUAUGUUCCAGAGGGAAAAAAAUAAAAAAAUAUAUAGUUAGGUUAUUCACAGAUAGCUCAGGUUAAAGCGUUUUUUUUCGGUGUUGUUUAUUGUUGAUUCUAAAAGUAAUAUUGUGCAGAUACUACUCUCCUACUUUGGUUCUCAAACCUUUAAAAAUGAUUUACCUCUUUGCCUUUUUUUAUUUCUCUAAUGUAAUGUGUCUGAUGUCUUCUACU